GCAGAAUACCUGAGAAGCAGUGAGAGGUCAGGCGUUCUCUACGCUGCUCAGACGCACAGAUCGGCGGCGUGGACUCCACUGCCCGCGCUCCGCAGGUCGGCUGUUUCAGAGCCUGUGUUAACGCAAAGAGAUGCUAUCGGUAACGCGCGGGCGUGUUCAGACCACAGAAGAAGGGAGCGCAAGCCUACAUGAAAGAGUGAGUAGAAGGGGAGGAGAGAUGGAGGGAGGCUUCGCGUGCUGAAGAGUGGGUAGUGCUUAUCUGCCCUUGCCUACCCCUCAACCCCGCUCUGUCACUCUCUUAAUUCCGCUUAUUGAGAUGGAAGGCAACAGAAUGCUUUGACUGCAAAACACCAUUGAACUGCAUCUGGAGAGCUUACCCAAGGGAAGGACUGAUUUUUAGAAAGUACUCUGCAGUACCUCUCCCUCUCUCUCUCUCUCUCUCUCUCUCUCUCUCUGUCAUUUUCUUCCGCAUUCAUUCAAACCAUCACUCACUUCUUCGUGGAUCGAGAGAAAAAAGGCACACAGACAUCUGAAUGCGGAUGGAUUUCUAAACCGCGCUUGUGAGAGAGCCUGCCCUCUGUGCGGAGUCCCUGGGAUUCCUCUGGCGGAUGGUGGCACGCGACGCAGCGCAGGCGUGCCUGAGGACAUGUUGGCUCUCUGAGCGGAGCGGCUGAAGUGUGUGCCCCUGGGCUCCCCGCCUCACAGCCUGGCAGAGAGGCCCGCCGGCCUCACAGACGGGUCGGGCACAGGCACCCUGAGCGAUGGCAGCGGCGGGAAGCGGGGGAGGGGCAGGCAGGAGCCCCAGGCUGGGCUUCGCAAAGUCCCCCUCGCAGGGGGGCGCGCAGGCCCCCAGCAGCGCCGACCGCCGGCUCCUGGAGAAGACCCUGAAGAGGCUGGCCAAGCUGUACAGGCAAUGCGACAACCCCCGCCUCGCCCUCAAAAACAGCCCCCCCUACCUCCCCGACCUGGUGGCCGAGACCUCCGCCCUGCUCACGGACGUGUGGGAGCCCUACAGGGGCUCGGGGGGCCGCGUGCCGAAGGGCGACGAGGGGGUCUACCUUAAGGUCCACAUCAGACACCUGCUGGACAAGACGGAGAGGGCAGUGCUCCUUUUUAAGGAGGGCAGGGACAGGAUGUUCGACGAGGCCUCCAGCCACAGGAAGAACCUGACCAAGCUGUCUCUGCUGUUCAGCCAUAUGCUAUGUGAGCUGAGGAUUUUGUUUCCGGGGGGCAAGUUUCAAGGCGACACAUUCAGGUUCACAAAACCACAGGCCGGGGAGUUCUGGAAGAAAGCUUUUGGAGAGAGGUGUAUCGUACCCUGGAGCUCUUUCAGACAGCAGUUGAAGCGUGUUCACAGCUUUGAGGAAGGCAUGGAGGCAAUGGCCCUGAAGUCCACGGUAGACCUCACCUGCAACGACCACGUUUCAGUCUUCGAGUUCGACAUCUUCACCAGGCUCUUCCAGCCUUGGGCAACCCUGCUGCGCAACUGGAACCAGCUGGCCGUGACCCACCCUGGCUACAUGGCCUUCCUUACCUACGACCAGGUCACCGCUCGCCUGGGGAACUACCUGCAUCGGCCUGGGAGCUACAUCUUUCGGCUGAGCUGCACCCACAUGGGCCAGUGGGCCAUCGGGCACGUGGCAGGAAACGGAGCGAUUGUGCAAACCAUCCCACAGAAUGCACCGCUGUACCAAGCGCUCAUCAAGGGCUUCAGAGAGGGCUGCUACCUGUAUCCAGAUUCCCGUGACGUCAACCCGGACUUGACCAGCCUGUGCAGCUCUGUGCAGAAGGGAAAGAUCAAAGUGACUGAGGAGCAGUAUGAGCUGUACUGUGAGAUGGGCAGCACCUUCCAGCUGUGUAAGAUCUGCACUGAGCGGGACAAGGACACCAGGAUUCAGCCCUGCGGACACCUGCUCUGCCGGCCCUGUCUCACCGGCUGGCAGAAAUCUGACGGACACACGUGCCCGUACUGUCGCUGUGACAUCCGGGGCACUGAACCCAUCGUCAUCGAGCCCUUCAUGUUGGCGAGGAAGAGCGAGGUGCUGGACGAGGACGCCGAACACGAGGAAGAGGAGGAUGAUGACUUGGAAGACGUGCAGCUGCUGAUGAAAGAACUGGCCUCCGCCAAGAUGUUGGGGGCAGAGAACCCGCUCCCCCCGCCCAGUCUUGCCCCUCCACCCCUACCCCCAAAACGCGACACCUCCCCCUGCAGCUCUCCUCGCCCCCCCCUCCGGCCCUCCGUAUCCGAUAUCCUGGCCAAGUACUCCCACUCACGGCCCGACCAUGGCAGUUCCCAUGGACAGACAGACAGACAGCUCCACAGACAAUCUGCUAUGGCCAGCAGUGAAGAAGCUGUAGCUGAACACAGCAGGCCUCCAUCCUCACAGGCAGCCAGAGACAGCGGGGUGAUGUGGGCCACACCGCCGGUCCAGACGCGAAAUGGACAGACUGAGACAGCGGGGAGGACACAGAAAGACAGACACGGCUGGAGAGAGAUGGAAAGGUCCAUGUCCUCAUGAUGUCAUUAUGACAUCACCCAGGACACCAGACAGAGGUCUUGACAUCACACCCAAAGGACGACUCCUUUCAACAGAGGAGCUGCGGAGAACUGAAGCAAACUUUAGCAUCUCCUGUGUCACACACGGAGCCUUAUUUGGAACGAGACUCCUACACAUGUAUUUAAUGCUGUAUUUAAAAAAUAACUGACAAUGGGGCAAUUCCUUGGUUAUUGGUUCGGUUAGGUGUAGUGCAGAGAUCACCAAAUCAAGGUCCUCUUGGUUUUCCACCCACCAUUUACCUGGGAGUCAGGUGUGAAGACAGUCUGGCCAACCAACUAUGGCUGGAUUUGGAUUUGAGGGCCAGAUUUGGUGAUCCCUGGUGAAGGGACAGAUUUAUUUGAAUAAUGUCCUUCUGCUAGGAUGCUAGUUCCGUUAAAUGUGCUUGUAUUCCCCUUAAUAUAAAUGAAGGGAAAAAGAAA
This is a messenger RNA of Conger conger (European conger), 2977 nucleotides long. RefSeq names its product Cbl proto-oncogene C, E3 ubiquitin protein ligase (gene cblc). The record is from RefSeq and is a predicted model, not a curated record. The transcript is spliced from 13 exons. Gene Ontology annotation, molecular function: phosphotyrosine residue binding; ubiquitin protein ligase activity; SH3 domain binding. Gene Ontology annotation, cellular component: membrane raft; plasma membrane. Bases 762 to 2519 code for a protein of 585 amino acids. Gene Ontology annotation, biological process: cell surface receptor signaling pathway; negative regulation of epidermal growth factor-activated receptor activity. Lineage: Eukaryota; Metazoa; Chordata; Actinopteri; Anguilliformes; Congridae.